Diceros bicornis minor is the source of this 861-nucleotide messenger RNA. RefSeq lists its product as uncharacterized. Bases 1 to 861 code for a protein of 286 amino acids. The transcript has a single exon. NCBI's taxonomy places the organism in Eukaryota, Metazoa, Chordata, Mammalia, Perissodactyla, Rhinocerotidae. The record is from RefSeq and is a predicted model, not a curated record.
AUGAUCCUGACUCUGACCCUAACCCUGACACUGACCCUGACCCAAAUGUUAAACGUAUCCUUACACCUACACUCACCCCUACCUAGACACUACCUUCACACAGACCUUGAUACUGACACUGACCCUGACCCAGACACUGACUGGGACCAUAAAACUAACCUUAACUAUGCCCCUGAUCAUGACCCUGACCCUAACCCUAACCCUACCCCUACUCCUACCACUACCCCUAUGCCUUCCCCUGACUCUGACCCUGACCCUGACCCAGAACCUGACCCUAAACCUGACCCUUACCCUGACCCUGAACCUGGCCCCGACCCUACCCCUAAACCUAUACCUACCCCUACCCCUAAACCUACUCCUGACCCCAACAACACUGACCCUGAAGCUAAUGCUAACCCUAAUGCUACACAUAACCCUACCACUACCCCUACACAUACCCCUGACACUGAUCCUAAUCUUAAUCCUAACCUUAACCCUACCCAUAACCCUACCCCUACACUGACCCCUACACAUACCCCUAUACCUGACCCCACUCCUGACCAUGAACCUGACCCUGAUGCUGACCCUAACUGUAAUGCUAACCCUGACCCAAAACCUAACUGUACACCUACAUCUACCCAUACUCCUGACCCUGAACCUUACACUGACACUGACCCUGACCCAGACCCUAACCCUAACCCUAACCCUAACCCUAACCCUACUCCUACCAUUACACCUAACCCUAUGCCUAACCCUGACCAUGACUCUGACCCCGACCUGGACCUUAACCCUAAAACUAGCCCUACUCCUACCCCUGACCCUGACACUGACCGUGACCCUAACCAAACCCUAACCCUAACCCUACAUCUACCCCUACUCUGA